Molecule: messenger RNA, 2290 nt
Organism: Alligator sinensis (Chinese alligator)
Lineage: Eukaryota; Metazoa; Chordata; Crocodylia; Alligatoridae
Gene: WDR82
Product: WD repeat domain 82
Exons: 10
Coding region: 138-1253 (371 amino acids)
Cellular component (GO): Set1C/COMPASS complex
Molecular function (GO): chromatin binding; protein binding
Source: RefSeq, a predicted model, not a curated record
UCCAGGCCGCGCUAGGUGGUUCUUCCCCCGCCGCCGGCCCGGGGCCCGUCCCGGCCUCCUCUAGCUCCCAGGAGUCCCGCGGAGCCGCCGCUGGGCCCUGCCCGCCCCGGCCGCUCCCCUCCGCGCGCGGCAGCGGGAUGAAGCUGACGGACAACGUGCUGCGGAGCUUCCGCGUGGCCAAGGUCUUCCGUGAGAACUCGGACAAGAUCAACUGCUUCGACUUCAGCCCCAAUGGCGAGACCGUCAUCUCCAGCAGUGACGACGACUCCAUCGUGCUCUAUGACUGCCAGGAGGGCAAACCAAAGAGAACGCUGUACAGUAAAAAGUAUGGAGUGGACCUCAUCAGGUACACACAUGCAGCCAACACUGUGGUGUACAGCUCCAACAAAAUAGAUGAUACAAUCCGAUACCUCUCACUGCAUGACAAUAAAUACAUCCGAUAUUUCCCUGGGCAUACAAAGAGAGUGGUUGCUCUCUCCAUGUCUCCAGUGGAUGAUACUUUUAUUUCUGGAUCACUUGAUAAGACCAUCCGGCUUUGGGAUCUCCGGUCUCCAAACUGUCAGGGUUUAAUGCAUCUUCAGGGGAAGCCUGUGUGCUCCUUUGAUCCAGAAGGGUUGAUUUUUGCUGCGGGAGUCAAUUCUGAAAUGGUAAAGCUUUAUGAUCUUCGUUCUUUUGACAAGCCCGCUUCACUCCCACCCUCCUGCGUGGGAGGGUCCUGGCCCUGGCCGACAUGCACAGCUUCUGGGCUGGGCCACUGCUGCCACUGCUGCAGCUGCCAGGGGACCAGCUCAGCUUCCCCAGCCUCCAGCGGCUCCUCCUCGUGUCCCUGCUGCAGUGCUCGCUCUGGGCACCAGGGUCCAUUUGCAACAUUUAAGAUGCAAUAUGAUCGAACCUGUGAGUGGACAGGUUUGAAGUUCAGUAAUGAUGGCAAACUUAUCCUCAUAUCAACCAAUGGUGGAUUCAUUCGACUGAUUGAUGCCUUCAAAGGAGCUGUACUGCAUACAUUUGGGGGGUAUAACAACAGUAAGGCUGUCACAUUGGAGGCAUCAUUUACACCAGACUCCCAGUUCAUCAUGAUUGGUUCUGAGGAUGGAAAGAUCCAUGUCUGGAAUGGGGAGAGUGGGAUGAAGGUGGCUGUAUUGGAUGGUAAACACACAGGUCCUAUAACCUGUCUGCAAUUCAAUCCUAAAUUCAUGACCUUUGCCAGUGCAUGUUCCAAUAUGGCAUUUUGGUUGCCAACCAUAGAUGACUAAUUCUGAAAUGAGAACCGCCAUUGUGUGAUUUUCAUACUGUAAAUUGCAGCAUAUUCUUGAAGAGAUAGUAUUGGAAUUGCCUUGUUCUCCUGGACCUUUCGUGUUUGUCUUGAAACUUUUCAAUUGCUGCAUUGCUUCACAAGGACCCCCUCCAUUUUGACCUUCUGCAGUCUGAUUAUACCAUAUUCAGAAGCUGUGUGAAACACCUUAUGUUCCUGCUUUCCAACUAUUGCUCAGCAGGUUUAAGUUGAACCUGUAACUGACACAGUGUUACUUUUGAGAAAGUGAGAGUGGAACCAUGGAAUCUAAUUUGUGAAAGGUUUGCUGCAGUCUUUAAGGCAUAAUAGUGUGUUCUCUUUUCUUCCUGUAAACACACAAGGUUAUUGAUGUUCUGGGGUGGGACGUCCAUUACCAUCUUGCACUGCAUGUUUUAUAAUAUGUGAAAUCUCUACAGUAUCGCCCAAAACUUUUGUGCCAAAUGCAAACAGACUCACAGUUUUUUAAACUCAAACGUUAAUGCAGAGUGCUUUUUGUUAUCAAACACUUGUCCAGUAGAAGUGCAUGUCUGCGUGAAUGCAUCACUGCACCCAUCACCAUGUUAUGGUGCUCUAGUGUCUGGCAAACCAUAAAGGUUUUGCCCACUGGCAGAGAGAGCCUGAAGCUUCCUUUCUGCCUUGUUCAUAAUCCAGGGCUCUCAGAGUAUUGAAGAGUGUCCCAAGCAAUAAAGAAAGCUGUCACCAGGAAGAUGAUGAAACAGUAGUUUUCUCUUGCAUCAUCUUUCUGUAUCAUGCUGGUUGAUCUUAUUUGUAAAUAUUGGGGGGGGGGGGGGGUCAUAUUUUUUUACUUUUAGAUAUUAGAGUAUGAUGUGGGCCGGUGUUGUGGAUUGAGUCCAGGCUCUUUAACCUUUCUUGUUGAACCUUUGCAGUUUUCUCCUCCAGUUCUGUAAAUAAACUCCAUUAAAUUCUCCCCCAAACAAGGACCCAGCCCUGCAUCCCUUUUAUUAAUAAACUUUCCACAGAAGUGUUUAUUCUAUCAAG